AUGACGAUGUGGCGAGUAUUUUUGUUCGCUUUGGCCGUGGUCGCCGCGAGGGCCUCUCAUUUCUCCUCCCUGGAAGGUCAUGGUCUUCAUUCGAGCGAGCCGAAGCUUAUCUCGCAAUCGGUUCAUCUCAAAGAAAUACCGACCAAAAUCAUCAAGGUCACGAAAACCGCGGUCGUCAAGGUGCCAGUUCCCUAUCCAGUCAAGGUACCCCAUCAUAUACCGGUCCCGGUGCCAGUGAACCAUCCGAUCGCUGUUCCGUAUACGAAGCUGGUGAAAGUUCAGGAACACGUGCCGGUCGAGGUGUCCAGGCCGGUCCCGAUCGAGAUCCAUCAGCAAGUACCGGUGGUGGUGCCGAAGGCGGUCCCGGUACCGCAGCCGAUUCCGGUUCCUCAUCCCGUAACGGUGAACAAGCCUGUCUUCUACCCGGUACCACACCCGAUUCCAUAUCAGGCGAGCCAUUCCGAGGGUGGGAUCGGAGGUGGAGCUGGUGGAUACGAUUCUGGGGAUCACGGGGGCCACGAAUCGGAGAGUUACAGCUCUUACACGGUGAAUCAACACGGCCACGAGCAGGACGUCCAAGGUGGACACUUCCAACCAUCUCAACCCGAUUACGGCUCGCAUCAUUGA
Molecule: messenger RNA, 627 nt
Organism: Apis laboriosa (Himalayan honeybee)
Lineage: Eukaryota; Metazoa; Arthropoda; Insecta; Hymenoptera; Apidae
Product: zinc finger protein 512B-like
Exons: 3
Coding region: 1-627 (208 amino acids)
Source: RefSeq, a predicted model, not a curated record